Tetranychus urticae (two-spotted spider mite) is the source of this 544-nucleotide messenger RNA. Lineage: Eukaryota; Metazoa; Arthropoda; Arachnida; Trombidiformes; Tetranychidae. The record is from RefSeq and is a predicted model, not a curated record.
GUUUCUAGUUUAUCAACAUUGGAAUUGAAUUACUGGUUAAAAAUGGAAGAUACAACAUCAUCGACCCUUUCAACUUCAACUCAAUUUUCAUCAUCAACUCAACUUUCAACAAUUUCAACUAGUUCAUCAUCGAUCAAAGGCAAAACUGAACUAUCAAGUAAAACUCACAAAAGUAAACAAAUGCCUACAGUGACCAUGAAGAAACGUCGUAUGGCUGCAAAUGCACGGGAACGAAAACGAAUGAAAAGUCUUAAUGUGGCCUUUGAUAUGUUAAGAAGUGUUGUACCAGAUACUCAACGUAAAUUGUCCAAAUAUGAAACUCUUCAAAUGGCUCAAAAAUAUAUAGCUUCUCUAAAUUUUAUAUUAAUGAGUGAUGCAUUACCUACUGGAAAUUUAACGCCAACCUCAACUUGUGCAUAAAAAAGUCGCUAUUUUACAUCAUUUUUAUCUUUUUUUAAAUAUUUUUGUAUUGUAAUAUUAAAUAUUGUAUAUGUAAUCAAAGUUAUGUAAAUUAUUCAAUAAAUUAUCACAAUAUAUGAAACAU